This is a messenger RNA of Lactuca saligna, 315 nucleotides long. The record is from the annotation of a GenBank genome assembly. Lineage: Eukaryota; Viridiplantae; Streptophyta; Magnoliopsida; Asterales; Asteraceae.
AUGACAACUACUCAUUCUUUUCUACUCACGAAAGUCGAUAUAGUUUAUGAUGGUGUCACAUACAUUGAUGAGUAUUAUAAUUCUAUGCUUCCGAAAAUAGAUGAGAAGGCGGAAGUUGAUCUAAAGAAUUUUGGGAAAAUUCACUCUCUUUUAGUUGAAUUGAAGGAAAUGGUUUUAAAGUCUAGUUCUCCGUCUUUGUUCACUACUGAGUUUUUAACUCAGAAGUUUCAUUUGCUUGAGUCAACAAUUCAUUCUAAAUUGGCUCCAAUGCCCCACCAGUUGUUACAGGGGUGCAAGGGGGAGAAAGAAAAGUGA